Messenger RNA from Cavenderia fasciculata, 153 nucleotides. RefSeq lists its product as uncharacterized. The coding region runs from base 1 to 153 and encodes 50 amino acids. NCBI's taxonomy places the organism in Eukaryota, Evosea, Eumycetozoa, Acytosteliales, Cavenderiaceae. The record is from RefSeq and is a predicted model, not a curated record. The transcript has 3 exons.
AUGUUUUUAAAAUGGCAAUGGAAAGAGCGUGUAGUUGGUUGCAAAGAGUGGCGUAGUGGUGGUGGUGGUGGAUGGGUAGAUCAAGACGAGAGUCGUGAUAGUAUCUACUAUAUACUUAGUAGAUCUCUCAAAUAUUAUCGUAUGAUCGAUUGA